CCCACAUCUUCCUUCAUCUCCUCCAUUAGUGAGGAUGCCUGGCCCAGCGAUCUAUGUCGUAGUUGCCGUGAGCACCGUCGUAGCCGCCGUAGCUUUCAAACAAUUUGUCUAUGAUCCUCACUUGCGGCCAAAGUUGGAAGCAUGGAAGGAAAACAUGGCAGAGCAACGUAGGGCAAGGGCGCAGCGCCGGAGACAGAGUGCGGCGCCAGUCCCUAAUUCUGCACACCAGUCCGGCCCCGAUUCUUCGGGCGACGAUGGCGAUGCGCUUCUUGUAUACGGCGAGCAGAGCUCGUCCAGGCGAAGGCCUUCACUUGGCUCUGAAUACUCAAGUAGCCCAAUCGAACUGGAGCAGCUGGUCUCUAGAGAGGUCGAUCAGUGGAGGAGCAAUGUCGACAUGAGCCGGGACCAGUCGGGGCUCAGGUUGAGGCAUAGGAGGGUUUCCGACACAGGCACGACAACGAGCACAGUAAACUUCAUGGAUGAUCACAUACACGAUCCCAUAUCUGUUCAGCCUAUAGAGCCGAUCUCCUCACAAAGAACACCAGAUAUCAUCUUCGAACAACCACAGUCUCCGUUAUUGCAUCCGCAACUACCGCCAUCGCCUCCCAGCACGGUGCGCAGCAUCCAAGCGCUUGCGAUCCCGCUCAAUGAGCGCUCCUUAUCGUCGCCCUUCGAGCUUGGCUCUGUGUCCGCCAGCCCCAUGUCAACUGCGACCACCACAUGGCAGACUGCAAACGCAUUCACCACGCCGUCUGUGACUAUCAGGAGCAUUUCCGACUCGCAUCGCACGCCGUCCUCACGCGCCUCGAGUCCGGACUCCGAUCUGCUCGCAUCCUCGCUGUUCACAGGCAUGUCUGACUACCACACGCCUCCUGCUGGCUCACCUUCGCUAUCCUCGCCACGCGGCGCGGUCUCGCCCACGUUGUCGUCUCCACGCAUCAGCGUCGACGUCCUCUCUGCACGCACGUCCCCGUCGCCGUACUCUUCGCGUGCGGCUUCCCCUCCGGUGGGCGCGCAUAGUCCAGGCGUGCUGCUCUCGCCGCCGUACGCGCACUCGGACUUUGGCGUGCUGAGCGAGGACGACGGCGUGUUCGCGCUUCCUUCCCACGCGUCGAGUGAUCUUGACACUGACGAAGACGCCUCCGACCUGGCAUCCGUCCCAGGGAGCGAGGCGUCCAGCUGGGCAGAUAUCGAGCCGCACACUGCGCCCUCGCGCCGCUAAUGCCAACACGAUAUGUGCAUCCAUCAUAGAUUACCUGCGUCUAAUCUCAUUUGGCGUUCGUACGUUUGCUCCUCUUUUUCCAUCCUUAUUCUGGUCUCUACACAUGCUUUCAGACUGUCUGCAUAUCUGUGUUGUAGUAUAUCUGCCGUUUUAAGUCCGACCCAUGACACUUGCUCUUCGCUGUCGUACACGUCGCGUAGUCUAAAGCAUUCGCGUUCUUUGUCGGUGUUGUUCUAGUGGUACGUAAAGGAACAUAUGUAUGUAUAUUGACCUUGUCAAUGAAUUGAGAUACUCGCG
This is a messenger RNA of Heterobasidion irregulare TC 32-1, 1519 nucleotides long. RefSeq lists its product as uncharacterized. The transcript has 3 exons. The record is from RefSeq and is a predicted model, not a curated record. Bases 35 to 1222 code for a protein of 395 amino acids. NCBI's taxonomy places the organism in Eukaryota, Fungi, Basidiomycota, Agaricomycetes, Russulales, Bondarzewiaceae.